Molecule: messenger RNA, 1341 nt
Organism: Ipomoea nil (Japanese morning glory)
Lineage: Eukaryota; Viridiplantae; Streptophyta; Magnoliopsida; Solanales; Convolvulaceae
Exons: 1
Coding region: 1-1341 (446 amino acids)
Molecular function (GO): RNA-DNA hybrid ribonuclease activity; nucleic acid binding
Source: RefSeq, a predicted model, not a curated record
AUGGCAGCAAAAAGCAUGGUUUGUACUGGUGUGCGGCGGAGGAUAGGGAAUGGCAAGGAUACAAGAAUAUGGGAUCAUCCCUGGCUGCAGGAUGAGCAGGAUCCAAUGAUUCAAACAGAAAUGCCACCACAACUGGCUAAUGCACGAGUUUUUGGCUUAAUUGAUCAGGAUACUGAGACAUGGGAUACUUCCAUUUUAACAGAUAUUUUUGUGCCAGAAGAUGUACCCAGAAUAAUGAAAAUUCCCGUAUCACCAGAGUAUGAAGACAUGUGGUAUUGGCAUGAUGAUCCAAGAGGAUUAUAUUCUGUGAAAAGUGGAUAUAAGUGUAUUGUUGGUAGGUAUGAUAAUACGAUUACACCCUUUAAUAAAUGGCAAGUGCUAUGGAAGCUCAAAAUCCCCCCAAAAUGGAAAACCUUUCUAUGGAGAGCCUUGAGUGACAUUCUUCCCACUACUAUGAAUCUGCGAAACAAGAGAGUUGAUAUUGAGCCCAAUUGUGCUAUGUGUGGAAUGAUAAAUGAAGAUACCAUGCAUGCCCUGGUCACGUGUGACUAUGCCAAGGCAGUAUGGGGGCAAGCUAGCCUCCCAAUCCCUGUUGUCCAGACGAAUAUUUUUAAUGAAUGGUUUAAUAUAAUUUUGGAUAAUUUAAACACUGAUGGUCUGGUGUAUGCAGCUGCAAUCUUAUAUCAUAUUUGGAGAGCAAGAAACAAUGCCGUUUGGGACGCCUACAUGCCAAUGCCGAAAAAGACACUAAGGACGACCACCAUCACGAUGCAAGCAUGGUGCGCCGUGCACCGUGGAACCGAAUGCAAUGCCACACCGUCUCACACCAAUGCAGUCACGGCCACGCCUGCUGUACACCCGGUACCACUUCAUCCGCCGGGUCAACUCACUCGCAGGUGCUAUGUGGAUGCGAGUUAUCACCAUGCCACAAAUACGGCCUCGGUAGGUGCAGUUCUUUUGGAUGGAAACGGACAAUAUAUCUCUGCCUAUGUCUCUUCACUUCCAAGUUGUUUCUCGUCUCUUAUGGCGGAAGCAUUUACAUGCAAGGAAGCUCUGUCUUGGCUCAAGAAUCGUGGAGAGGAAAGCUUGGAACUACUCAUGGACUGUUUAACGGUUGAACAAUAUCUAACUACUUCAGCUCAUACCGAUCGAUCAUAUGUUGGCUACGCAAUAGAUGGUUGCAGGAAUUUAAUUAAUUCAUUACAUUCUUGUUUAGUUGUUUUUGUUCCUAGAUCAAAGAACUAUUUAGCACAUGCUUUAGCUAAUUCAGUUAUUAGUCAAACUUCAGCUAUGUACUGGGAUACGAACCCAUCAGCACAAAUCUCGCAUUACUUUGAAUAA